AUGGCCAACCGGACGGACAUCAGCGCCAUCAAAAUCUUUGGCUCCAAUCCGCAGUACUUAAUAUCGAAUAUUAUACGGAGCAAAAUAUAUGAGAGCCCCUACUGGAAGGAGAAAUGCUUUGCCCUCACAUCCGAAUCAAUUAUCGACCAGGCGGUGAACCUAAAGUACGUUGGAGGAACCUACGGAGGAAACAGAAAACCAACUCGGUUCCUCUGCUUAGUGCUGAAGUUGCUACAAAUACAACCAGACAAAGAUAUAAUCUACGAGUAUAUAAAAAAUGAAGAAUUUAUUUAUUUAAGAGCUCUAGGCAUUUUCUACCUUAGAUUGAUUGGAAAGAGCCUAGAAAUAUAUCGGUAUCUAGAACCCAUUUUAUUUGAUUACAGGAAAAUGAGAAUUAGGUUGCAAAAUGGCACCUUCGAAAAAAUUUACAUGGAUGUAUUUGUGGAUAACUGUUUAGUUAUGAAUAACUUUUUGGACGUUGAUUUUCCAAGCCUCACAAAGAGACAAGUAUUGGAAGAUAAUAAUUUACUAGAGAAGGUUAAUUUGGACUACUAUAAGGAGUUGCUAAAUAUUUCCUCAGGCAAUGAACUGUUUGAGAAUCAAGCCAAGGAAAGAGGCGAUGAUCCCCCUGGUGGGGGCUAUGAAAAGUGGGGGAAGAAUCGGGGGGGAAAUAGCACCCCAAGUAGUGGCUAUGGAUCGGGAGGUGGUGGCCAUGUGGAGAGGAUAAAAAGGAAAGAGAGAUAUGGGUACUGGGAAAGAGGUAGACAGAGGCGCAGGGACAGGGAAAGCCGCGAUCGAGAUACGGAUACGGAUCGGAGCUACUCCCGCGAUCAAGAUAGAGAGAAAAGAAAACGGGGAGAAAACAAACGAACUGAACACAGGAGGCACAAAAAAAAAAGACACUCUGCAGAAGGGCGAAAAAACUACUCCACGAGUGAAUCGCCCGAGACACGCAGGAGAGAGAGGAAGAGGCGAUACGAGCGUGAAGACUCGGAUAAAGAGAAAAUAAAAAAAAAGGAAAGGAGGAAAAGGGAAAGGAGGGAUAAGGAAAGGCAGGAAAAGGAAAGGAAGAAAAAGCAAAAGCAAGAAAAAGAAAGGAAGAAAAAAGGCGAUUCUGAUGUCGAGGAAAAUAAAAAGGAUGAUGCAUUGUCUGUAGAGCGAUGGAACAAAAUCAGGAAGGAGUUAGGCCUGAAUCCGCUCCAAUGA
Plasmodium knowlesi strain H is the source of this 1206-nucleotide messenger RNA. RefSeq names its product pre-mRNA-splicing factor 38A, putative. Bases 1 to 1206 code for a protein of 401 amino acids. The transcript has 2 exons. The record is from RefSeq and is a predicted model, not a curated record. Lineage: Eukaryota; Apicomplexa; Aconoidasida; Haemosporida; Plasmodiidae. Gene Ontology annotation, cellular component: precatalytic spliceosome.